Sander lucioperca (pikeperch) is the source of this 1245-nucleotide messenger RNA. Its product is annotated as troponin T, slow skeletal muscle-like. The transcript is spliced from 13 exons. Gene Ontology annotation, biological process: sarcomere organization; slow-twitch skeletal muscle fiber contraction; regulation of muscle contraction. Lineage: Eukaryota; Metazoa; Chordata; Actinopteri; Perciformes; Percidae. Gene Ontology annotation, cellular component: troponin complex. The coding region runs from base 96 to 890 and encodes 264 amino acids. The record is from RefSeq and is a predicted model, not a curated record. Gene Ontology annotation, molecular function: tropomyosin binding; troponin T binding.
GUCUAUUUCUUUCCUGACACACACACACACACACACACACUUUCUAUAAAGGUCUGUCUCUCCUCUAGUUGUUACUCUGCUUGUUUUCAUCAUCAAUGAAACACCCGUUUUCUCUUUUGCUGUUAAGUGUCACCAUGUCUGAUUUAGAAGUUCACGGAGGCCAUCAGGAGGAAGAAGAUGAGGAGCAGGGAGAGGGAGAAGAGCGCCCCAAAUACAAGCCGCUGGUCACACAGCUCGCUGCCCCUAAAAUCCCUGAGGGGGAGAGGGUUGACUUUGAUGUAUGUUCCUUCAAGGAUAUCCAUAGGAAGAGGAUGGAGAAAGACCUUCUGGAGCUGCAGACUCUAAUUGAUGUCCACUUUGAGCAGAGGAAGAAAGAGGAAGAGGAGCUGAUUGGACUCAAAGACAGGAUUGAGAGCCGCCGGGCAGAAAGAGCUGAGCAGCAGCGUGUGAGGGCUGAAAAAGAGCGUCACAGACAGACACGGAUUGCGGAGGAGAGACAGAGGAAAGAGGACGAAGAGGCGAAGAAGAGGGCCGAAGAUGAGGCAAAGAAGAAGAAAGUGCUUUCCAACAUGGGGGCUCACUUUGGAGGAUUCCUGGCCAAAGCAGAGCAGAGGCGAGGAAAAAAGCAAACUGCGAGGGAAAUCAAGAAGACAACUCUGGCAGAAAGACGCAAGCCGCUGGCUGUUGAGACCCUGAGAGAGGACGACCUGAGAGAGAGAGCCAAGGAGAUGUGGGAAUGUAUCUACCAGCUUGAGUCUGAGAAAUUUGACCUGACUGAGAAGACGAGGAGGCAGAAGUAUGAGAUCAACGUCCUCCUGAACAGAAUCCAAAAUGCUCAGAAAUUCAAAAAGGUCCAUGGUAAGGGGAAGGUCGGAGGACGCUGGAAGUGAACUCACACAGAAGGCACAAUGAAACAAGGGGGCAGUUUUCAUGUGGCAUUUUUAGUGAAAUACAUCAACUUGCAAUGAAAUCUGUAAUUAUUAUUAUUAUUAUUAUUAUUAUUAUUAUUAAAUGCAUGUAUACGUUAAAUGGACAUUUUUUUAAAUGGACAAUCUUUUAAAAAGACAUUUUCUAGCAUGUCAUUCAAAAUGGAAAUGAAAUCGAAUUAAUAUUCUUGAAAAUGUAAACAUGGAAAAGUUCACAGCUACUACAAACAAAAAGGAACUACUAUCUGGGGCCACUCAGUUGCUACUUAUUGGCUGGGUAACUUCCUUAUGAAUUAAAAAUAAAUGAUCUCUGUCUGCA